Molecule: messenger RNA, 3425 nt
Organism: Chara braunii
Lineage: Eukaryota; Viridiplantae; Streptophyta; Charophyceae; Charales; Characeae
Source: the annotation of a GenBank genome assembly
UCGUACAACAACGAUAUCGAGUUCCGAUAGAUUAGGGAACUAGGUGGUUUGCGUUGGGAGGGAGCGAGAAGUAGCGUUUGUGUGUGAGAGUUGAAGUCUUGAAGAGUCAAAAGUGUAAGCCAGUCAGCGCUGAAGUGGGAUCAGCAGCUAGUAAUUACGUAGGCUGCGGGCAUAGCCAUCCUCUCAGGGUUUGGUUUGCCAUCGUCCGUGAUGGAUCUGGGACUGUCCUUGCGCCUGACGUCUGUGCAGCAGGGACGUGGUUCUCUUUUGCCUCAUCGCCGUUUCCCCGUUAGCAAACAACGGAGGGUAAAUCUGAAUCUGACACUCUGUACGGGUGGCAGCAGGGCAUUGCACACCGGGGAACCGUCUGGCAGUCAGUUGUCCGGUGGCUGGACGGGCGGGCAGAGCUCCGUUAGCAGUUGCAAUUGGUUUCGUCAAAAUUUAGAGGAGACGGCAACAAGCAGCUCGUCUUGGUCCCCGUUCAUUUCGUUGGGCCAUGGCUUUGACCAAAAUCAGCCUUCUGAUCUCCGACAGCUGGAGAUCCAGGAGAAGGCCGCGGUCUCGGGGUCGCUUUUCUCUCCUCCGCCCGCGUCCGUUGACUGUGGUGUCGUCAAGAUCUGUGAGAACGGUCCGAGAGAGUUAGGGUUUAACCGUUUUCAUGAUCGAGACCAUUGGAGGCGUAAUCUGAGGGAAGAAGUGGUUGAAAGAGGAGGGGGAGGAGGAGGAGCAGGUCGCGGGGAACGCUAUUUGGAGUCGCAAUCUCUACUGUCGAGGAUGGGGGGGGGAUCUGCUCCUACCGGGUCUGACUGGGCCGGCUGUCGUCUUACCAGUGCCCGGCCACGGCCGGCAGAGGACUCGACUUCCCCCCUACCUUUUUCGUCAGACGAUGCCGCUUGUUUGACCCGAGGGGUGGGGACGAUAGCUGAGGAUUUUCCCAUGAAGAAGGAGAGGGAGAGCGCAGGGUGCGCUGAUGCUGGGCGACAAGAGACACCACCUCCCGCGGGAGUGUUGGGAGCAUCGCUGCUGUCGUACCGGAAUGGGGCUAAAGGGCCGUACGGGUGCGAUCUCUUCUCAGCGACGGGAGUCGUCGCGAAGGAGAUGGCGAGUCCCGACGCUAUCGGGAGCCGCUGUCUCUCUGCGACGGCCGCCGUUCGCCCAGACGCCGAACUUGCCGCCAUGACCAUCCUGCCACGUGCCAUGCUGCCUCCCCCGCCGUCUGCUCCUGGAGCGACCGCGCGCUCUCCGGUUCCGCUGCGCUCUCCGACUUGUGGGAAUUUCUCUAAUCACACCGUUGAUAGAAAUGCGUCGCCGUCGCCGAUCGGCAACUUCUGCGCUCCCGUACAUCGUCGGCAAUGGUGGAGAUCCCCGCCGCCAAAGGAUAUGGCGACGCAAGAGGAGUCGCCUCGUACAAUGGAGCGGGGAGGCAUGGCGGCGGAUCAUGACAAGAGGAGGGUAGACGAGGAGGCCAGGAAGGAGGAGCAACAGCAGCAGUAUAGCGGCCAGAAGCGAAAAAUGCAGGCAACAGAAGCAGCGGAGGCAGAGGUUGACCCCUUGGCAGGACCGAUGCUCGGUCUCGCAAUCGGGUGGACGGGAGAAAAACAGAUGCCGCCGACGGAUCUUUCCAGCGAGCGUGAUCACUUCAGCUCUGUAUUGGUUCAACAUGGAGAUGGAUCGGGCAAACAACUUGAGGAUGGAAGCAUCCGGGGAUUGCCAGUAGUUGGAGGAGGAGGUGGAGGAGGAGGGGGAUGGAGUCGCACAAUAGAGGAGGACUCGGCGGGCCGCCGCCGCUCGGUCAUUGACAACUCGUCGGGGGAAACAUGGCGGGGCCUCGACGGAGAGACCGCUGCGGCCAGUGCGGCGGCGUUCCGUCGUGAAACUCCGGGUCCCAUUUGGUCCCAGGCACGGCAAGAUUCAGAGCGUCGACAGCAGCACGAUCUACAAACACGCGGGCAAGACGAAGAACAGCUGCAGCAGCGAAUCAGCAGCACCUUUGCCCCUCCGUCUACUGGGGAAAGUGGCGGCCUUGUCCCUCCGUCUAGGGGGCAAAAUGACGGCUUUGCCCCUCGUAAUACAAGUCAAACGGACCUGAUCGCCGCAACUUCGGCGUUGACGGAGAUGGAAAUUCGUCGCGGUGCGUGGACGCAGAAGCAGCGAGGCGACGAUCUUUUCGAGGCGGCGGGAGGGGUAACCGUUCCUGGAUCUGCGGUGAAGUUCAACACGAAGUGCCACUUGGAGUACUCUCGAAAGGAGAACGCGGUCGAAACAGCCGCUGCGGUCAUUCGCGAGACGAGUGCUUCAUUUGUGGAAUGGGCACAAUGCGGCGACCAGAGACACGCUAGGUACAAUCUUGGAGACUCGAACGGAGGAAAAAAUACCCGGGCGAUGGAGCCGCAGACGGCGCAGAGUUCACGAGUCGCAGGAACGAUCAACAGAGAGUUGCAGAACACUCUGGCUUCUCAAGGGGAGCAGCACAAGCCUUCUUCGGGUCAGGGUCAGGACGCAGAAGAUGUCGCCAGCACAGUCGAUGACGUUAACCAGGGAAUGACGUUGAGUGGUCCUGCCUCAUCUGAGCAGCAGGGAAGCUCUAACAACACUGCGGGGGACAUGAGCAGAGUGGGACCAGAUCAGGGCUUCUGCCAUGAGCAGCACUACACAAGUAAUGGGAAUAGCGGCAACCCUCACAGCAGAAUGCGAGCAGCCGCUGGUGGACUCCCUCCCUCCCAGUGCCCCCUGGAAAGCGAUAAAACUCGAUCGGAUGGGCCUAGUACCCUUUCCGACAGGAUUUCGUUGCCCAAGGAUAUCCACAGCAGCAAUGUGGCAACAGACGAGGAGCAAGCCCGAGCAAUUUGCCGCCAGCGACGCAAGGAGCGCUUUCACCAACUCAAGAAGCAACGCACUGCUUCAAAGGAGUCGUGUUUUGCUCCUCCCAGUAUGGUGAAUAGCUGCAUGUCGCCGCCGCCACGUCUGCAGCCGCAGCCACAGAAACAACAGCGGCGUGCAAGCAAGUUCGUAAACUGUGCAGAUUGUACGAGGACCAGAUGUCAGGUUGCGCGACCUGUUGAGGAUUGUAUAGCGGCCGGAUAUCAGUUUGCUCCGCCUGUUUACAACGGGAUCCCAUCUGUGGGGCAUGCACAUUCCCCACCAGAAGGAAUAGCAUUUCCAGGACAUCAUGGCGGGCCAGGUGGGGGCAUUCCUUUGUAUCCUUCCCCUGUUCCAGGAGGCAAUCCAAUGACUCCAUAUCUCCAAUACAGACAAUUCGGGUUAAGUGGAAUGUUUCAAAGACCUUCGUGGGGGCCGAUCGCAUCCCCAUAUUUCACCUUUGCAGCUGGAGCCUGAGGCUCUCACCCCCUAAGUACAGGACAUGCCCGCUUGUGUCAAGUUGUUAUACUUGUAGGAUUCCAAAGGAGUAAAUUCCGGGGUAAUGA